AUUCGUAUCCAGGCUAAUUAACGAAAAACCGGUAGAAGAAAAGAAAAAAUGGCGGACUCUCAGGUGGUGAAUUUUCAUAAUAUUUUGAUUAAAAAUAUCUACUUUUACGUAAUGUUUAAGAAUAACUAUAAAUUGAAGUACUUAAACUGAAUUUUCUCUAUGAUAUGGUUGCUGCCUUGUUUAUUUAUAUAGCUGUAAAGAGUUAAGAUACGUCGAUUUAAGGUGUACGGCAUCUGUAUAAUAAUUUGUUUAUGAGAAGUUUGAGGGAUUAGUUUGAAUAUUAAGCACUAUUUCUUGACGACAAAAUAUUAGAUUAGAUCACAAAUAUAGCGUCGUCUCAGAAAGUUCAUUCGGUUUUAGCUCGCAUUGAUCAGUUCCGGAGGUAUUUAUCAAGAUUCGCACGUGUACCUUUUACAACAAUUAUAUUCAUUGUCUCAGAUUUAAGAUAGUUACAUCAGAUUUUGAUUCAGAAUUUACAUGUUCUAUGCAAAGAUAUUUUCGCUUUUUGCUCUUAAGCGUUAAAUAAGAAAUCAGUAUAGUAGUAAUAGUAUGGAACAGGAAGCGGAACGGGUUGAGGAACUGAGUCGUCAAAUGUACGAGACGACUGACCCGGCUACACGAGCUUCAGCAGAAAGUACUUUGGUAGAACUGGCGAAUGCGCCGAACUGUUUGGAACUAUGCAUAUUAAUCAUGGAUAGAGGAAGGUCGCAUUAUGCCCAAAAUAUUGCAGCAUCUACACUUGCGAAAAUUACUUCAGCGUUAUCACCGCAGCAACGUCUCGAUCUGAGAGCCUAUUGCUUACAAUAUGUUAGAAACAGGGGAACUGAUAUGUUACCCUGGGUACUUUCUGCAGUUGUAAGUCUUUGGUCGAAGGUUGUGAAACAGGGUUGGUGGGACGUAAUAGACGAUAAACACGUUCUUCGAGAUGUGGUUAACCAUGUUUCAAAUAUGAUGGAGGAAACACCAUAUACCCCAAUGGCCCUAAAAUUAUUAACUCAACUUGUCACAGAUAUGAACUGUACAGAAAUGGAUUCGGGGAGGGCUAGACACCGAAAAACGGCCAGUUCUUUUAGGGAUCAUCACCUAUACGAUGUGGCCCGGGCUGCAGUUACAGCUUCUCGAAGAGGCAUAAACGUUGGCAGCCAGGAUAUUUCAUCGUCCGCUGUAAAAUUAGCUUUAGCAUGCUUGAAUUUUGAUUUUAUUGGCACUGGGUCUGAAGAAAUUUCAGACGAUUUGGCAACUGUUCAGGUUCCAACAACAUGGCGUCCUUUAUUUCUAGAUUCUGGAACAGUGAGAGUCUUUCUUGACUCUUACGUUUUUUUACAAAGUUCAAACGAAUGCCACUAUGCUCUCAGUUGUUUGGUUCAAUUGGCUUCGUGCAGAAGAAGUUUAUUCAAUAAUUCCGAAAGGGCCAUUUUCCUAUCAUCUAUCGUGGAAUGCGUUCGAAGUAUUCUGGAACAAGGCUCUCACACUCUUGCUCAAAAUGAACUGAAUUAUCAUGAAUUUUGUAGACUGUUAGCAAGAUUAAAGAGUAAUUAUCAGUUACAAGAACUGGUAAAAUUAGCUGAUUAUCAAAAACUUCUUGACGAUAUAGCUGGUUUUACUUUAGUGGCACUACGAAGUGUUUGGCCAGCGGCUCCCAAUAGCGUACAUUAUGUUUUAGCCCUGUGGCAACGAUUGGUGGCCAGCGUACCGUACGUGAAAGCUGCUGAAAAUCACAUGCUGGAUACGUACGCCCCAGAGGUAGCAAGGGCUUUCAUUCAGAUGAGAUUGCAGCAUGCUGCUAAUGACGGCGACGAAGAGUUAUUAAAAGAUUCUGGAAUGCUUACUCAACAGUUAGAACAACUGGCAACAAUUGGCAGAUGUGAAUACACAAGAACUGCACAACUCUUAUCAAACCUUAUGGAUGAAGCCUGUAAAGCGUACGUUGCUAACAAUACUGAUACCGUACGAAGGCAGCUUGCUUGGCUUAUCUACAUGAUAGGUGCUGUAAUUGGUGGUCGGGUUAGUUUUUCUUCAACUGAUGCUCAUGAUGAUCUAGAUGGAGAACUAACCGUUAAAGUUCUACAAUUAGUGAGCGAAGUCGAUAAUAGGCUAGCUUUAGGGCAGAGGUCAGAACAUGUAGAUAAAGCGAUUCUAUUUUUCUUUGAACAGUUUAGGAAAAUGUAUGUCGGAGAGCAGGUACCUCGAACUUCAAAAAUGUAUAGAAGAUUACAAGAAUCAUUAGGAUUAGGAGAUGAAACCGCUGUUUUAGGGGUUAUAAUACAUAAGCUGUUAACAAACUUGAAGUUAUGGCCAAGUCCAGAGCAACCUGUUGUUGUGAAAACGCUGUCAGUUUUGUCAGACCUUUCUAUAGGAUAUUCUUCAGUUCGGAAAUUGGUGAAAUUAGACGCUGUCAAAGAUUUAUUAGAAAGACACUCUCCAGAGACUGUUCCUUUGCUCAGACCGCCUCCUCCACCGGUGGAUCCUCGGCAUAUGAGAUGUAGGUCCACACUAUAUACUGCUUUAGGACGUUUACUACUACUUGACUUAGCUGAUGAUGACGAAAAAUUUGAAUCUUUUAUGACACCAGUAGGUGUUGCUCUGGAAGCUGUUGAAAGAAGUAUGUCAUCCAACGAAUCGCCGGAGAUGACUAAGAGAACUUUAGUAGGCCUUAUCAGAGAUAUAAAAGGAAUAGCUUUUGCGUUUAAUACUAAGAGUUCGUUCAUGCUGCUACUUGAUUGGCUAAUGCCUAGAUUUACUCCUUUAUUAAGAGCUGUUUUAGAAAAGUGGAGGGACGAUCCAAAUUUGAGUACACCGGUUCUUAAAUUAUACGCUGAGUUGGCACAAAAUCGGAGUCAAAGAUUACAUUUUGACGUUUCUAGCCCUAAUGGAAUACUAUUGUUUCGAGAGAUCAGUCAAGUGAUAGUACUCUAUGGAAGAAAGGUCUUGGAAAGUGGAUCAACAGAUACCAGUGACAUUUAUGCUCAUAAAUUAAAGGGUGUUUCAAUUUGUAUGCAAAUGCUUAAAGCAGCCUUAGCAGGAAAUUACGUAAAUUUUGGUGUCUUUGCUCUUUACGGUGAUCCGGCUCUUGAAGAUUCCUUGCAAAUGAUAAUCCAAAUGGUAACAUCAUUCUCCAGAGAAUUGUUGUUGCAAUACACAAAACUUGCUCAUGCUUAUUACGCUCUGAUGGAAUGUCUAGCUCAGGAUCAUGUAAACUUUAUAAGCCGACUAGAACCUCAGAUUAUCGUGUAUAUAUUGUCAACAGUCGCUGAUGGACUUAGUUCAUUGGACACUGUUGUCUCUACAUCCUGCUGCGCUAUAUUGGAUAAUAUCCUUUCCUAUGUUCUCAAGAAAAUAUUUCGGCGGAGGUCGAAUAAUAAUGAUGAUAACGAUACCCGCCUAAUGGCUGCUCUCGACUCCAAUUCACAGAUUCUACAACAUAUGCUCAGUACUGUUCUUCAUAUGGUUAUGUACGAAGAAUGUAGAAAUCAAUGGAGUAUGAGCAGGCCACUUCUUGUAUUAGUAUUACUGCAGCCCGAAUGUUGGACAAACUUGAGGACACAAAUGGAGCAGCAACAACCUGAGAGUAAGAGAGUAAGUAUGUCUAGGUGCUUCGAUAAUCUCAUGGAGGGAAUCGAAAGAAACUUGCUUGUGAAGAAUAGAGACCGAUUCACCCAAAAUCUAAGUGUCUUUAGAAGAGACGUAACGGAAGUUUUAAGAGGAGGAGCAAAUAGACCUGCUGUUAGGGAGAAUGAAGCUAACGGCGCACCCGGUGAAGCUUUAGAUAUGAUGUCGUAA
This is a messenger RNA of Dimorphilus gyrociliatus, 3780 nucleotides long. Lineage: Eukaryota; Metazoa; Annelida; Polychaeta; Dinophilidae. The record is from the annotation of a GenBank genome assembly.